AGAAAAAUAAAAUAAAAGAGGGAGGAAAGGCAACUCCUUGGACAUAUUCUUCCUCCCACCCCAGCCGAGGUCGUCUAGCUGGAGAGCUGGAGACCCAUUCUCCUGCGUGGCACAAGUCUGCUCUUUUCUUUCGGCUGCAAAUUCCGACUGACGGCGGAGAUAAGUCCGAGGAAAUCGGUUCUCAUCACGAGCCGGGGCGGCUCGGCGGGGAUACAGAGCCCGUGGUGGCUGAAUGGCAUAAGGCAAAAAAAGGAUUUUCAUUCAUUUUCAGCCGCUCAGCCACCACCCCUGUGGAUCUGGACGUGUUUUCUGCUCUCCCUUUACCACCACCUCCUCCUCUUCCUCCUCCUCAUCCUCCUCUUCGUACACACUCACUGACCCGGGGGAUUCUCGUGAGCGACACUGGCUUUAAUUUAUUAUGGUGGUGAAAUCUCCCAUUUUUCAACGUUUAGCCUGAUAUCUGUCUUGUUUUGUUAGCGGGCCUGAACGCACCGCACGCGCACCGCUGUUUUCAAGAGAUGGAGAACGAAGAUGGGGAUUACCAUCAUUUAUCCAGUAAAAUCACCGGCUUGUGUGCCAUACCAGACAACGUCAAUGUACCCGGUGACUGGCAAAAAUAGCAGACUGUUUUAGUCCCCUUUCCCCCCUAAAGGAAUUCCCUCUUCUGACCAUCUUGUAUAUAUUUAUUUAUGAUUUUGGAGCCAAUACAGGUAGACAGCCGACCACGCACUUGGAGGAAACCAGAGAGUAGCCUUUAGGGCUCUCUCUCUCUCUCCUUUUUUCAAUUUACAAUUUUAAUCUUGGUUGUCGUUUCUGGAACAUUUUUUUUAAUUCAAGCUUUCUAGUUGCUUACAUUUUUGUAUUUUUUGUAUUCCUUUUUUUUUUUUUUUUAAUUUCACGAGGAAAAUAAUGUUCAGGAUCGUAAGAUCAAGCACACCGAUGGGGAGCCCUGCCUUGUUUUGGGGUCUGAUGCUGUCUUUCUCCACUUUCUGCAUGUGGUCCACAUAUGGAGAGAUCUGUGGUCCAAGUAUUGACAUCCGAAAUGACAUCACUGAAUUCAAGCGUCUGGAGAACUGCACUGUGGUGGAGGGCUACCUGCACAUCCUCCUCAUCUACGACAAGACCAACAACGUCAACCAGGAGGUCUUCCGCUCCCUCAGCUUCCCCAAACUCACCGUCAUCACGGACUACCUGCUGCUGUUUCGCGUCUCGGGCCUGGACAGCCUGAGCACGCUCUUUCCCAACCUCAGCGUCAUCCGGGGGCGCAAUCUCUUCUACAACUACGCCCUGGUGAUCUACGAGAUGACCAGCCUGAAGGACAUCGGCCUGUACAACCUGAGGAACAUCACGCGGGGCGCCAUGCGAAUCGAGAAGAACCCCGAGCUGUGCUACCUGGACUCCGUGGACUGGUCUCUCAUCAUGAAUUCGGAGUUCAACAAUAUUAUCAAUGGGAAUAAGAAGGCAAAGGAGUGCGACAACGUGUGCCCCGGCAUCAUGGAGGAUAACCCUCUCUGUCAGAGGACGUCCUUUAACGACAACACCGACUAUCGCUGCUGGACCUCCAACCAGUGCCAGAAAGUUUGCCCGGCGCACUGCAAGCUCGCCUGCACCGACCGAGGGGAGUGCUGCCACAGCCAGUGCCUGGGCAGCUGCACCGAGCCCCACAACGACAUGGCCUGCGCCGGCUGCCUGCACUACUACCACGAGGGCCGCUGCGUGCCCGACUGCCCCCCAGACACCUACAAGUUCGAGGGCUGGCGCUGCAUCACCAUGGAGCUGUGCUCUCAGGUGCACCUGCCCAGCGACACGCACUUUGUCAUCCACGGCGGAGAAUGCAUGCCGGACUGUCCCUCUGGUUUCACCCGCAACGACUCCAAUCGUAUGCUCUGCAGCGCUUGCAACGGCCUGUGCGAUAAGUUCUGCACGUCCCCCGUCAUUGACUCUGUGGACGCCGCGCAGUCCCUGAAGGACUGCACCGUCAUCGAAGGCAACCUGGACAUCAACAUCCGCCGCGGAAACGACAUUGCGUCUGAACUGGAGAGCUUCAUGGGAUUGAUCCAGACAGUGAGGGGCUAUGUGAAGAUUCGACACUCCCAUGCUCUUGGCUCGCUGUCCUUCCUCAAGGGUCUGCGUUACAUCGAUGGGCAGGAACUUAUCGACAACACGUACUCCUUCUCCGCCAUCAACAACCAGAACCUGCAGUACUUGUGGGACUGGAGUCAGCACAACCUGACAGUUCGUGCUGGACGUCUUUUCUUUCGCCGAAACCCAAAACUGUGCUUGUCUGAGAUUCACACAAUGUGGGACAAGACCGGCAUAGCGGUGAAGCCCGAGGAGGGGGACUUCCGCAACAACGGCGAAAGAGCCAGCUGUGAGAGCCAUAUGCUGAAGUUUAAGUCCAACAUCACAUCUAGUUACACAAUCAGGCUGACAUGGGAGCGCUACCAGCCAGUGGAGUACGCAGACCUCAUCAGCUUCAUCGUCUACUACAAAGAGUCCCCUUUCCAGAACAUCACAGAGUUUGACGGCCAGGACGGCUGUGGCUCAAACAGCUGGCAUAUGGUCGACGUCGAUCUCCCUCAGGAUGAAAAGACUGACCCCAAAGUCAGUCUUCAGCACCUCAAGCCCUGGACUCAGUAUGCUAUAUUUGUAAAGGCCAUCACCCUGCAGGUGGAUCACAAACACAUUUCUGGGGCAAAAAGUGAUAUCAUUUACAUUCGCACACGCCCAUCACUUCCAUCUAUGCCCAACGAUGCCCGUGCAUUCGCCAACUCCUCUACAAAGCUGGUGGUGAAGUGGUCACCUCCUGUCUUUCCCAACGGCAAUCUGACUUACUAUCUGAUCCGCUGGCAGCAGCAGCCUGAAGACAGAGAGCUCUACCAACACAACUACUGCUCCAAAGAGCUGAAGAUCCCCAUCCGGAUCCCCGCCACGGGGCUCACAGACAUGGAGGACAGCACCAAGCCCACCAAGUCGGACCUGGCGGGGGCGGAGAAGGGUCCGUGCUGCGCUUGCCAGAAGACACCGGAGGAGCAGGAUCGGGAGAAGGAAACCCGAGUCUUCUUGAAAGUUUUUGAGAACUUCCUCCACAACGCCAUCUUCGUGCCGAGACCUCCAGACCGACGCCGCAGAGACGUGUUUGGCAUCGCAAACAACACCCUGUAUUACGAGGGCGGUCGAGGGAACACCACUUUGGGCCCGGGGGACAACAACACAGACGGCAUCCCCCCGAUUAAAGAGUACCCCUUCUUAGAGGACAAGAGCACAUCAGAGGUUCUGGAGAUCCAUAACCUUCGACCGUUCACUGUCUACCGCAUUGACAUCCACGCCUGUAACGAGGAGGUGGGCCGCUGCAGCGCCGGAGCCUUCGUCUUCUCCAGAACCAAACCUGCAGGUGAGAAUCAAACACACACACACAAAAAAAAGGUUGAGUAUGGAAAUGUGGUGUGGUCUGUUCACACACUUUGUCUUUCUGCGCUUGUUGUGAUUUUGUUGCGUAUUUGUUUCGCAGUCAAAGCGGACGACAUCCCCGGGAAGGUGAUCUAUGAAAGUCACGAUAAGGUGGAUGGCUGCGUGGUGCUGCACUGGCCCGAGCCCGUCAUGCCCAACGGGCUCAUCCUCAUGUACGAGAUCAAAUACCGCCUCGAGACCGAGCCGGAGAAACACGGGUGUGUGUCGCGGCAGCACUAUCGCGAGUACAGAGGAGCUCGGCUGACCAACCUGAGCUCGGGAAACUACACCGCUCGCGUGCGCGCCACCUCCCUGGCAGGAAACGGCUCCUGGACGGAGAGCGUGUCUUUCUACGUCCCUCCACCAACACGAGAAGAUAAAGUCACCUUCUACUUGGUCAUCAUAAUCCCCAUUUUGGUGGCACUUUUAAUUGCCAGCCUCAUUGCCAUUCUCUUCGUCGUCAGCAAGAAAAGGAGUAACGACAGACUGGGGAACGGAGUCCUUUAUGCGUCUGUCAAUCCGGAGUACAUCAGCGCCGCUGAGAUGUACGUCCCGGACGAGUGGGAGGUGCCCCGAGAGAAGAUCACCAUGCACAAGGAGCUGGGCCAGGGCUCCUUCGGCAUGGUGUACGAAGGCCUCGCCAAGGGAGUGGUCAAAGAUGAGCCUGAGACCAGAGUGGCCAUCAAGACGGUCAACGAGUCGGCCAGCAUGCGGGAGAGGAUUGAGUUCCUGAACGAAGCUUCUGUCAUGAAGGAGUUCAACUGUCACCACGUGGUGCGGCUGCUGGGCGUGGUCUCUCAGGGACAGCCAACCUUGGUGAUUAUGGAGCUGAUGACCCGCGGAGAUCUCAAGAGUCACCUGCGCUCCCUGCGCAAAGAAAACUCCACCAGCCAGGUCCUACCGCCUCUCAAAAAGAUGAUCCAGAUGGCCGGGGAGAUCGCCGAUGGCAUGGCGUACCUAAACGCCAACAAAUUUGUCCACCGAGAUCUGGCUGCCCGGAACUGCAUGGUGGCGGAGGACUUCACUGUUAAGAUUGGAGAUUUUGGCAUGACCAGAGAUAUUUAUGAGACGGAUUACUACCGAAAAGGAGGGAAGGGCCUGCUGCCUGUCCGCUGGAUGUCUCCCGAGUCGCUCAAAGACGGCGUGUUCACUACAAUGUCUGACGUUUGGUCAUUCGGAGUCGUACUUUGGGAGAUCGCCACCUUAGCAGAGCAGCCUUAUCAGGGCAUGUCCAACGAACAAGUGCUUCGCUUCGUCAUGGAGGGAGGACUCCUGGACAAACCUGACAACUGCCCUGACAUGCUGUUUGAGCUGAUGAGGAUGUGCUGGCAGUACAACCCCAAGAUGCGCCCGGCCUUCCUGGAGAUCAUCAGCAGCAUCAAAGACGAACUGGACCCCCCCUUCAGGGAAAUGAGCUUCUUCUACAGCGAGGAGAACAAGCCGCCGGACACCGAGGAGCUGGACAUGGAGGUGGAGAACAUGGAGAACAUUCCACUGGAUCCUGCGUCCACGCGGCAGCCGUGCGCCGCCGUCGUGGUUUCCUCGCCUGGGUGCGCGGGCGCCACGCCGCCGGCGCCGCCUCCCAGCGCCCAGCAGUUAUCCCCAAUGCAAGGCCCGGGCACGCCGCUCCUGGGACCUGUCUCCCCCUCCCCCCCGGGCCCGGCCGCCGCCUCCGCCCUGGCGUCCCCGGGGCAAGCCUUGGACAAGCACUCAGGACACGUCUCGGCCAACGGGCCCGUGGUGGUACUGCGGCCGAACUUUGACGAGAUCCAACCCUAUGCACACAUGAACGGGGGCAGGAAGAACGAGCGGGCGCUGCCGCUGCCCCAGUCAUCGGCCUGCUGAUAUCAGACCAGCCCCCCCCCCCCUCAACCCCCCCUCCUCCUCUGACACAGGGUAACUCAAACCUCUCCUCUCUCCCUUUCCGAGGGAUGGACGAGGUAAGAAAUACUUUCUUCUACUGUGUGCCAGUAGACGGUGUCUCCACUCCUUUAACACAAACUCCCAAAAAAGAAAAGAAAAAAAGAGAGAGAGAGAAAGCAGAGACAAGAUAAAGCAUUUGGAGUUUUGUGGCUCAGACUCAACACUGGGGAACUCCAUCCUGCACAGCCUGGAUUUCAGUUUCUGUUGCAUAAAAGUCCUACAAGAAGGAAAAAAAAAUACAGGCAUGUGUCCUGACUUACAGAUUUCUCUCAUGAACUUCAAGAAAAUCAUGUUUUGUUUUAUUUUAUUUUUUAUUUUUUUUAGCAUAUCUGCCAGCAAAACCAACAGAAGAGCACUUUUUCCUGAUGAUUUCAGAGGACCUGGUGGAUAUUUUAGUGUAUAUUUAUACGAAACACACCAUUCUCUCCACAUACGGUAUAGCUCCAUUUCUAACAUGACUUUCCAAGAAAAUGACUUUGUUACUUUGAGCCGAACGGCUCAGGUCGUGUGAGGAUGCCUCUAUUAGUAAGUUUGGACUACGAUCAUCGUUUUCAUUUUGCUAUCGAUAUUUUGUAUGAGAUCCCGUCGGGUGUGGGUCAGAAUGGUUGGAGGGUUUUGUAUCUGCCAAACUGUUGCCAAAUCGAGCUUUUCCCUUCAGUUUCAUGCAGGUGUCGCUUCUCGUCGAAGGCUGUGAUUCAGAGUUAGUGAGUCUGUCUGGACAAUGUCACCACAACAGUCCGGUUGCUCUUUGGUUUCAGGGUGAAACGCCGCUGCUAUCACUUAUUUUUAUCAUUAUUAAAUUAUUAAACAUUAUCAGAAUGAAAUUUGAAAUAAUUCAUGACAAGUAACCACUAGGUUGAUCAUCCAGUUGUUUGGGAACAUAAUUAAUUUAUUUAGUAUCCCUAUUUGUGGCAUAUAAUUGGGAUUUUCUGUAAAGCAGUGGUUUUCAAAAUGUGGAGCGAGUUCUCUUCUGGGGUCACCGGAGAGCUUCAGGGAGGGUCAAGUAGCAGGAAAGAUCUGAAGGUCGGAGGAAUGCCUUUAACUGAACAUGGAAUUUUUUUUUACAGUUUUGAGAAGAAAUCAUGAUAAAAGAAAGAAAUGAAAAGAUGAAUAAGUUUGACUUUACUGUGCGAACUCUGAAUCACAGCCUCUGUCUGUCGUUUCUUCGGUCAAAAGCAGAAACGAAACACUGAAAAACAUCGAAGCGUCAGAAGUCUCACCCUGCAGUACGCCCAACGUCACAGUCACACCCGUAUAUAACGCUUUCUCCACUUUGAUGUCCUCAACCCCUAUUUUUGUAAAGUUUUUUUUCCAGCGUUUGUUUUCACGUGGAGGAAAUGAACGCCGUUCGCUGAUACUGCUGUUUAAAUUAAAUGGCACCAAAUAAACACCGCGGCAAACCUGAGACAUGGAGAGGACAAGCUGGAAGACGACGCUCGGUUCACAGGAGGUCUCUUUUAGAAUAUAGGCUUUUGUUUCUUGCUACUUCGAACACAUAUAAAGGUCUUACAGUUGUAUUUUUGACUGCAGGAUCGUUUUUAUACACAUCAUUGGUUUUGUCACUUUUUUAAAACCUUUUUAAUGGUUCAAAUGUUUGCCUCUAUGUCUGUACAGAACAAAGCUGCUAUUUUAUUCUUUUUCUCUUACACACACACACACACACACACACACACACAUACAAACACACACACACACUUCAGGUUUCAGGUUUGGUAUUCUAUGGUCUCCACUAGUCCAUUUCUAAAAGUCCUCCAACUUUGUUAAAAAAAAAAAAAAAAAAAAAAUUCAACAAAAAGUUUCCCCAAGAGGUAUUCUGUAACACUACUUUUUUUUCAUUGCCUUUUGUUUUUAUGAAAUGUUACUUUCUGUAUUUGUUGUGUGGAUGUCUAUAUUAUUAUUAAUAUUAUUAUUAUUAAUAUUAUUAUUAUUAUUAUUUGGAAUGGACACCUUAGCUCUCUGUGUGAGCGUGUACUUUCUGCACCCUUUUUGUACGUGUCGUCUCGCACUGCGCCCGGCGUUGCCCUCUCGGCGCGACUCGAUCUCAGGUCAAAAGUCAAGGCUUUGCUUUUCUCCACACAUUCUCAUAAUCAUCCUGUACUCGUCUCACUUUACUCGUCAACCCGCCUUUUGUCCAGCCCGCCGUAUCAGGUUGUGUUACCCCCCCACCCUCCACCCCACCCUUCCCCCCAGUGCCUCCUCUUGAAGUCAGGAUUAGUUCCAGUCCACAAGAUAUUUUACUUUUACACCAGAUCUGGCAUUUUAACCCAUCUGUUUCCUGCCUCUUCUCGAGUCAAUAGGGCCAAUUUGGGUUGUCUUGUUUGCCUUAAUCAUGCCAGCUAUCUUUUCAUGUUUGUUUCUUUUUGUCCCCCCCCCCCCCCCCCCUCAAAUCGCUAAAGCACAACACAACGAACACUUUUUCUGUUAACAUCACUUCCUCCAACAGAGAACGCCCACUUCAAAUUUAUUGUUCGUCUACAUAAUCAUUGCUUGUGAAAAAAAAAAACCAAAUAAAGGAUGGGUUAAAGUCCAGUGAAGGGAACAGAUUUCAAUGUCAUGAAUGGAAAGGUCUUAAAACGGCUGAAUAGUGAAAGUGUUUUGAAGGAUUUGUCCUCAUGUUGCCUGGUGAUUUUUUUUUUUCCUUUUAUUUCAAAGUUUUUUUUUUCUGUAGGAGUGUUAUUUAUUUAUUUUUUUAAAUUUUCCUUUUUUUUUGUGAUAUCAGUUUAAAUCACUGUAUAAAUGCCCCUUUGAUUCAGUAUAAAGUUGGAUUUUUUUGUAUGCAUUUUCUUUGGUGUCAUGACUGGGGGACUUCAACCCGUUUUUAUUUUUCCCUUCGAGCAUUUAUCUACCUCACUCUUUUUAAAUGCAUGUAUGGAAAAAAUAAAUACAUCUCACUCUUUCCCAUCAUUAACCUCACCCAGAAUGAAACCCACAGGGAUCUAGAUGAACCUCACAAAGCAGAGUAGGCCAUGAGAUGGAGGAAGAAUUGAGUCCAGCAUGUUCAAUUAAGGCCCAAAGUCUUUUGGAAAUUAAAAAAAUAAAGAGUUUAUAUAUCACAGAUUAUAAAGAAACAGGACAGUGAGUUGUAUAACAUUGAUAGUAGCUUCCAAUACAGUAUAUUGAUGGAGGAUAUUUAUGUGGGGAACGCUAUGUAAAAGAGUAAACUUAUACUGUAUUUUUACCAAAUGGUGACGGUCUUUUCAGACUUACAAUACAGUUUAAAAUCAGACAGCUAGGAAUAAUCAUUAAAUCCAUCUCCACUCAUUUUUUAACCUUUAAUGUUACAAACUUAACUCCUUGAAAGAUAAAAAUCUUAAACGUUUUGUGCAAAAUCCUAUUACAUAAAUGUAAAAAAAGAAAAGCUUUUCAGGAAAUAUUUAAAAGGGAAAUGUUCAUCUUCACAACACCACAUUUGAAAAGCUGUUAAUCAACAGCACCACAUUUACACAUUAGGUUUAUUCUGUACGAACUGAUGGUCUUUAUGUUUCAAAAAACAACUACAUUGGAUCAAUACUGAGAGUCUAACUUGGAUGCUUCUAUACUUUUGACAAAAUGCGAUCGAGGAGAAUACAGCAGCUCCUGAAAGGACAAUUUCAAUGGUAAAGACAAGGCAGCAGGAAUAAUACUGUCGUCAAGAUGGUUGGUUUUGUUGAUUUGUAUCAUCGUGAACUCAAGAUUGUCUUUGUUUCUCCUGUGUGAGUCGAUCUGGUGAAUGCCACGACCUCCUGGCUCCACUAAAACCCAGCGUGGAUCUUUAAAUGACCAUCUUAGCCUUGCGAGCCCUUUCCUGGCCUCCGAACACGUGCUGCUGCCGGUUCAGUCACAUGACUGGAUCCUCGAUACAUGCAUCUCAAAAAAAUUUGAAUACAGUGGAAACAUUCAUUUUGUAAGUCAUUAACUUGAAACAGUGAACCUUUUUAUAUAUUUUGGAUUCAUCACAAAAAAAAACUCAAUCAUUUCAGAUCUUUUUUAAUUUUAUCAUUUCACUUUAUGACUGAUAAAAUUCAACAUCACAUUUUUUCAAAAUAGAAUAUUUCAUCAAGCAUUUUUGGUAUUUUUUUUAACUGGAGGCUAUAAAUAUCACAAUUUGUGUACUUUAUGUUAACAGUGUAGAAAGAAAAUGAAGAAAAACAAUUGACUUUUUCAAUUUUUUUUUAGAUGCACCUGUACUGUCAAUGAAUAUGUUACACAGAAGAAGCUUCUACAUCUCCGAUUCUCUCAUCAAACCUCGGCUCUGCCUGUCACCCACAGUGACUGCGUGAAGUAUGAUUUCUCUGUGGUCGAGCUGGUUAAAACCUGUUAAAAAAAAUGUAAUUCUAAAGGCAAUAAUAAUAACAUGCAUGUGGGGAACUUCUGAUGUGAAAAAUCGGUGCUAUGUUUGAGCAGGAUUUAGGGUUUAAAUAACAAUCAAAUAGAACAGUCAGAGUGCUGCUGAAUACUGACAUAGAAAUCACCACUGACGAGCGAGCGGCUUGAGUAGUUACUGAACAUAUCUGUGCAUUUCUAGUCUUUCCAGUUUGGAUGCAUCAUCGUGACAUUUGACUUCUGAGAGUCGACCUUUGACAUGUUGUUGGGAAAAACUGUUGAACUACUAUAGUUUACUAUUAGAAAACACCCCAAACCUGUCAAAGCUUCAGCAUUUUGCAAUGAAACACACUGCGUAGGACGGGGAUGUUGCGUAGAUUACGGGUAGUCAUGGUAACCAGUAGACAACAUGUUUAGCAAGAACUGAUAGUUUGGAACGUCACAGCUGGCUGCUUGCUCCGCAUCACUUUUAGACCUCCGGCGUAAAUACAUAGCGACCCGCGUCGCCACCUUCAUCCUUUUGACUCUUCAGAAUGUUUCUUGGUUGCAGACUUCAGGCUGAUGGAGGAUGCACCAGUGCAUUCACACUGCAAUAAGUUUGAAGUCGAUCAUUCUCAUGCCUCUGUGUUUAUGAUUUGCAUUCCUAUACCUUCUGAAGGGGGCCUUGGUCUACUACUAUUUUACUUUCAAUGCUUUCACAAAAAUCUGUGUUCAUUACUUGAUGAUUGAGGAAAGAAAUAAUCAAAAAAUACAAAAAAAAAAAAAAAAAAAAUCACUAGACUGUCUUCUUU
Molecule: messenger RNA, 10466 nt
Organism: Salarias fasciatus (jewelled blenny)
Lineage: Eukaryota; Metazoa; Chordata; Actinopteri; Blenniiformes; Blenniidae
Gene: igf1ra
Product: insulin-like growth factor 1a receptor
Exons: 20
Coding region: 910-5295 (1461 amino acids)
Biological process (GO): regulation of JNK cascade; positive regulation of MAPK cascade; insulin-like growth factor receptor signaling pathway
Cellular component (GO): plasma membrane; axon; insulin receptor complex
Molecular function (GO): insulin receptor substrate binding; phosphatidylinositol 3-kinase binding; ATP binding
Source: RefSeq, a predicted model, not a curated record